Messenger RNA from Cladophialophora carrionii CBS 160.54, 2235 nucleotides. RefSeq lists its product as uncharacterized. Gene Ontology annotation, molecular function: protein serine/threonine kinase activity; ATP binding. Gene Ontology annotation, biological process: intracellular signal transduction; protein phosphorylation. The transcript is spliced from 4 exons. The coding region runs from base 1 to 2235 and encodes 744 amino acids. NCBI's taxonomy places the organism in Eukaryota, Fungi, Ascomycota, Eurotiomycetes, Chaetothyriales, Herpotrichiellaceae. The record is from RefSeq and is a predicted model, not a curated record.
AUGACUUCCAAACUGUCCGCGAUGCUUCUUCCCGGGGACGACUCAAAGGGCGAAAAAGAUGCCAAACCGGAGCUAGAAGAGAAAAAGAAUGCACAAUCUGCGCAAGGUGCUGUACGAUUUACUUCGGACGACGAGGAAAUAGACCCUCUCGAUGAGUCAAGACGGAUAUCAGAGGCUAGCGGGGUCAAGAACGAGGAGCUUAGCCCUGAGGCACAUGAACAGAUCCGGAGCCUGGCCAUGUCGUUGCAAAAGUCACGGUUACAAGAGAGCAGGAUGGCCAAUUUUGCAUACGAGACAGUCUCGAUGCCUCCGUCCCGGGUCCCUUCGAGAGACAGUGAGGCGCCCGGGACUCCUCGUGGCUCUAUAAGACACGGUCACGGUUCCAUGUCCUCUGCUUUCCAGUCCCCACCGUUGACACCGCAUGGCUCAAAGGAUGGCAAACAUGAUUCUGUGUCUGCUGGGCGGGGUCAAUCCGGCCAAAAUGCUAUAACUCCACAGACAUCGCCUCCUCCAGACCAGCACGGCAGAGCAUUAUCGCAGUCAAUAUCCCCUUCCCAGCCUGUCCCGUCUUCCUCGAACGAGCAGCCCUCAAGUAAGCCUGACCAGGGGCAGGAAAGAAGAGUAGCCAGAUUUGAGAUUGGACCUUCCGAGUCAACAAGUCCUGCGGACCAAAGUCCAGUGGGAACGCCCAAGCUUCGACCCUCGUCACCUCAACCCGGCGGCCAGCAGAAGCAGACUGAGCCACGUCACUUCGGAAGUCUUGGAAGGGGCUCGCUUGCCCCGGCCAUCGCAGCUGCCGCUGAGCGGAUACCGCGGCAGCCAAGUAGUAGCGAUAUCUCUGGGUCGGAUAAGCGCAGUUCAAUCUUCGGACCAAGCAAGAAAGACCCUUAUUCUCACGUCACAGAUAGCGGCAACGAGAGGACUGGUCUAGAAGGGAAGAAGCAUGGAUCAAUGUCUGAACUGAAGCGAUUUUUCAGACUUGGUCACGGCCACAAGAAGCACAGCACACCACAAGAGUCUCCAGCAGCAUCCGUUCCAGCUUCACGGAAAUCUACUAAUCAGAAAUCCGGCACCAGAACACCUCCUCACCAAGCUCCCCCCGCCAAUGUUCCCUUUAUGGAUGAUCACAGCCUUGAGGCCAAAUAUGGCAAGUUCGGCAAAGUCUUGGGUUCCGGAGCCGGUGGCUCUGUGAGGCUACUCAAACGGAGCAGCGAUGGAGUCACUUUUGCCGUCAAGCAAUUCCGAGAAAAGCACUCCUGGGAAAGCGAGAAAGACUAUUCGAAGAAGGUUACGGCAGAGUUCUGUAUCGGAUCAACCUUGCAUCAUGGCAAUAUCAUCGAAACCAUGGACAUUAUCCAUGAAAACCAUCGAUGGUAUGAGGUGAUGGAAUAUGCACCAUACGAUCUGUUUGCAAUUGUGAUGACAGGAAAGAUGUCGAGGGAGGAGAUUGCGUGCGCAUUUCUCCAGAUUGUCAAUGGUGUCAGCUACCUGCACAGCAUGGGGCUCGCACAUCGUGACCUCAAGUUGGACAACGUGGUGGUUAGCGAGCAUGGGAUCAUGAAGUUGAUCGACUUUGGCAGCGCCACCGUGUUCAGGUAUCCGUUCGAAAACGAGAUCGUGCUUGCUUCGGGUAUCGUCGGAUCUGACCCAUAUCUUGCUCCUGAGGUGUAUGAGGAAAAGAAGUAUGAUCCGACGGCUACUGACAUCUGGUCACUGGCCAUUAUCUUCUGCUGUAUGUCUCUACGCCGUUUCCCGUGGAAGCAGCCGCGACUUGUGGACAACUCCUACAAACUGUUCGCAUCUCCGCCCACCCCCGGCACACCGGUCCCCGAUUCUCAUCCCCGAAAGCACUCACCGCUGAACCCGAUUGAUGAUCACUCUACUUCGCGGCACAAUUCGGAAGCCAACGGCGGUACCCAGUCCUCACACCACGGCCAUCACCAUUCGGAGAGCGUCGACGAAGGCAGGCCUUCCACCUCUGGUGGUGACAAGCAGGAAGUAAUCAAAGGACCGUGGCGGCUUCUCCGGAUCCUCCCCCGCGAGAGCCGGCACAUCAUCGGACGCAUGCUCAAGAUCGAUCCGGCGGAACGAGCGACUAUGGAGGAAGUCCUUGAAGACGACUGGGUGCUCAAUGCGAAGGUGUGCUAUCAAGAGGAGAACGGCACUGUUCACCACGCUGAAGGCCACACCCACGUGUUGGAGGCUGGUUCGGGAGGUCCGCCACCACCCAAAUAG